Messenger RNA from Pediculus humanus corporis (human body louse), 5043 nucleotides. Its product is annotated as clathrin heavy chain, putative. Lineage: Eukaryota; Metazoa; Arthropoda; Insecta; Psocodea; Pediculidae. Gene Ontology annotation, biological process: receptor-mediated endocytosis; intracellular protein transport. The coding region runs from base 1 to 5043 and encodes 1680 amino acids. Gene Ontology annotation, molecular function: structural molecule activity; clathrin light chain binding. The transcript has 24 exons. Gene Ontology annotation, cellular component: cell cortex; clathrin complex; clathrin-coated endocytic vesicle. The record is from RefSeq and is a predicted model, not a curated record.
AUGACACAAGGAUUACCGAUACGUUUUCAGGAACAUCUGCAGCUCACUAAAGUGGGUAUCAAUCAGAAUAGUGUCUCAUUUGGGACACUCACAAUGGAGUCAGAUAAAUUUAUAUGCGUCAGAGAAACAAUUGGUGAAACUUCACAAGUUGUAAUCAUUGAUAUGAACGAUGUAUCAAAUCCAAUAAGACGUCCAAUAUCGGCAGAUUCAGCAAUUAUGAAUCCAGCUUCUAAAGUGAUAGCUCUAAAAGGAAAAGCUGGUGCUGAAGCUCAAAAAACACUUCAAAUAUUCAAUAUAGAAAUGAAAAGCAAAAUGAAAGCUCAUGCGAUGACCGAUGAUGUCAUCUUUUGGAAGUGGAUUUCAUUGAACACUUUAGCACUCGUAACGGAAUCAUCAGUCUAUCACUGGAGCAUGGAAGGUGAUUCAACGCCUCAAAAAAUGUUUGAUCGCCAUUCUUCUUUAAAUGCAUGCCAAAUAAUAAAUUACAGAACUGAUCCGAAUCAAGCAUGGCUUUUACUUAUUGGUAUUACCGUUCAGGGUAAUCGUGUAGCAGGAGCCAUGCAAUUGUACUCGGUUGAGAGAAAAUGUUCACAACCUAUUGAGGGUCAUGCUGCUGCUUUCGCUCAGUUUAAAAUGGAAGGAAAUGCGGAAAUGUCAACGUUGUUUUGCUUUGCCGUGCGAUCCGUUCAAGGAGGUAAACUUCACAUAAUUGAAGUAGGUCAGCCUCCGGCUGGCAAUCAACCUUUCACAAAAAAAGCAGUUGAUGUUUUUUUCCCUGCCGAAGCUGUUAAUGAUUUUCCUGUUGCAAUGCAGGCAAGUCCAAAAUACGACGUUAUUUAUUUAAUCACCAAGUAUGGAUAUAUUCACUUGUACGACAUUGAGACUGCAACUUGCAUUUAUAUGAAUCGAAUAAGUUCCGAUACUAUAUUCGUGACUGCUCCUCUUGAGGCUACCGGAGGCAUCAUCGGAGUUAACAGAAAAGGACAGGUUUUAUCUGUUACCGUGGAUGAGGACAAUAUUAUUCCAUACAUCAAUACGGUUCUUCAGAACCCUGAUCUUGCUUUGAGAAUAGCCGUCAGAAAUAAUCUCGCGGGUGCUGAAGAUUUGUUUGUUCGCAAGUUCAAUCAACUGUUUCAAAAUGGACAAUAUGUGGAAGCCGCCAAGGUUGCAGCAAACGCGCCAAAAGGUAUUUUAAGAACUCCUCAAACAAUACAGAGAUUUCAACAAGUUCCUACUCCUUCAGGACAAACCUCGCCUCUAUUGCAGUAUUUUGGAAUUUUACUAGAUCAGGGUCAGUUGAAUAAAUAUGAAUCGUUGGAAUUAUGUCGACCUGUUUUGCAACAAGGGCGUAAACAAUUGCUUGAAAAAUGGUUGAAAGAAGAUAAACUUGAGUGUUCUGAAGAAUUGGGAGAUUUGGUAAAACAAGCAGAUCCGACAUUGGCACUUUCCGUUUAUUUAAGAGCAAACGUUCCCAACAAAGUCAUUCAGUGUUUCGCAGAAACUGGACAAUUUCAAAAAAUUGUUCUUUACGCCCAAAAGGUUGGGUACACUCCCGACUACAUAUUUCUUUUGCGCAAUGUGAUGCGAGUUAAUCCGGAGCAAGGAGUAGCUUUUGCUCAGAUGCUAGUACAGGAUGAUGAACCAUUAGCAGAUACAAAUCAGAUUGUGGAUAUUUUCAUGGAGCAGAAUAUGGUUCAACAAUGUACAGCAUUUUUACUGGAUGCUUUAAAAAAUAAUCGACCGUCCGAAGGGCCUUUACAAACUCGAUUACUCGAAAUGAAUUUGAUAUCGGCUCCUCAGGUCGCGGAUGCAAUUUUAGGAAAUCAAAUGUUUACCCAUUAUGAUAGAGCUCACAUCGCUCAAUUGUGUGAAAAAGCAGGCUUACUUCAGAGAGCUCUGGAACAUUACACUGAUCUUUACGACAUUAAAAGAGCGGUCGUUCACACCCACUUGCUAAAUUCCGAAUGGCUCGUUGGAUACUUUGGAACUUUGAGCGUGGAAGAUUCUUUGGAAUGUUUGAAAGCAAUGUUAACGAAUAACAUUCGUCAAAACUUACAAACUUGCGUUCAAGUUGCUACGAAAUAUCACGAACAACUUACGACAAAAGCUCUCAUCGAUUUAUUUGAAAGUUUCAAAAGCUACGAGGGUUUAUUUUAUUUCCUAGGAUCGAUCGUUAAUUUUUCGCAAGACCAAGAAGUUCAUUUCAAGUACAUUCAAGCAGCUUGCAAAACUGGACAAAUCAAAGAAGUGGAAAGGAUUUGCAGGGAAUCAAAUUGUUACAAUCCGGAACGUGUGAAAAACUUUUUGAAAGAAGCAAAAUUAACCGAUCAAUUGCCCUUGAUUAUUGUGUGCGAUCGUUUCGAUUUUGUGCACGAUUUGGUUUUGUAUUUGUAUCGGAAUAAUCUACAAAAAUACAUUGAGAUUUACGUGCAAAAGGUGAAUCCGUCUCGCCUUCCCGUUGUUAUCGGAGGCCUGUUAGACGUCGAUUGUUCUGAAGACAUAAUUAAAAACCUAAUAUUAGUCGUAAGAGGUCAAUUUUCAACUGACGAGCUAGUCGAGGAAGUGGAAAAAAGAAACCGUUUGAAACUUUUAUUGCCUUGGCUCGAAUCGAGAGUUCACGAGGGUUGCGUCGAAUCGGCGACUCAUAAUGCUCUCGCAAAAAUUUAUAUCGAUAGCAAUAAUAAUCCGGAAAGAUUUUUAAAGGAAAAUCAAUUUUACGACAGCAGAGUCGUCGGAAAGUAUUGUGAAAAAAGAGAUCCACACCUGGCAUGUAUCGCCUACGAAAGGGGUCAAUGCGACAGGGAAUUGAUUAACGUUUGCAAUGAAAAUUCACUCUUUAAAUCCGAAGCUCGGUAUUUGGUGAGAAGAUGUGAUCCGGAAUUGUGGGCUGAAGUAUUAAGUGAGAAUAAUCCGUACAAACGUCAACUGAUCGAUCAAGUCGUUCAAACGGCUUUAAGUGAAACUCAAGAUCCCGAAGAUAUUUCGGUCACGGUUAAAGCAUUUAUGACCGCGGAUUUACCGAACGAAUUAAUUGAACUUUUGGAAAAAAUUGUUUUGGACAAUUCCGUUUUUAGUGAUCACAGGAAUUUGCAAAACUUGUUGAUUUUAACGGCCGUCAAAGCCGAUAGAACUCGAGUUAUGGAAUACAUAAAUCGAUUGGAUAAUUACGAUGCUCCGGAUAUCGCUAAUAUUGCUAUCAGUAAUCAAUUAUACGAAGAAGCUUUUGCUAUUUUCAAAAAGUUUGACGUUAACACUUCUGCUAUACAAGUUUUAAUAGAUCACAUUCAAAAUUUGGAUCGCGCCUACGAAUUUGCCGAAAGGUGCAACGAACCUGCCGUGUGGAGUCAACUUGCUAAAGCUCAGUUGCAACAAGGAAUGGUCAAAGAGGCCAUCGAUUCAUUUAUCAAAGCAGACGAUCCCUCGGCUUACAUGGACGUCGUUCAAACGGCUAGCAAAACAAACAGUUGGGAAGAUUUGGUUCGUUAUUUACAAAUGGCGAGAAAGAAAGCUCGAGAGUCUUACAUAGAAAGUGAACUUAUUUAUGCUUAUGCAAGAACAAAUCGAUCGUCCGAUUUGGAAGAAUUUAUAUCGGGACCUAAUCAUGCGGAUAUUCAAAAGAUCGGUGACAGAUGUUUCGAAGACAAAAUGUACGAAGCUGCUAAAUUGCUUUACAAUAACGUGAGUAAUUUUGCUCGUCUUGCGAUUACUCUCGUUCAUUUGCGGGAAUUUCAAGGUGCCGUAGACUCGGCGAAAAAAGCCAACAGCACCAGGACGUGGAAAGAAGUUUGUUUUGCAUGCGUCGAUUCGGAAGAAUUUCGGCUUGCGCAAAUGUGCGGGCUCCACAUAGUGGUGCACGCCGACGAAUUAGAAGAUUUGAUAAAUUAUUAUCAGGAUAGAGGAUAUUUCGAAGAAUUGAUCAACCUUUUAGAAGCCGCUUUAGGAUUGGAAAGAGCUCACAUGGGAAUGUUCAGUGAGCUGGCUAUUUUGUAUUCCAAGUAUAAGCCGAGCAAAAUGCGUGAGCAUUUGGAACUUUUCUGGUCGCGAGUCAACAUUCCAAAAGUUUUAAGAGCUGCCGAACAAGCUCAUUUGUGGUCCGAGUUGGUUUUCCUGUACGACAAAUACGAAGAAUACGAUAACGCCGUCAUUGCGAUGAUGGCACAUCCCACGGAAGCAUGGAGAGAGGGUCAUUUUAAAGAUAUAAUAACCAAGGUUGCCAACAUAGAAUUGUACUAUAAGGCUAUACAGUUUUAUUUAGAUUAUAAACCGUUGUUACUCAACGAUAUGUUGUUGGUUCUCGCUCCCAGAAUGGAUCACACUCGCGCAGUCAGUUUCUUUACCAAAGUUAAUCAUCUGCAACUCGUAAAACCUUAUUUACGCUCAGUCCAAAGCCUCAAUAACAAAGCUAUAAACGAAGCACUUAAUCAAUUGCUAAUCGAUGAAGAAGAUUACCUGGGUCUUCGAACGUCGAUUGACGCCUUUGACAAUUUCGAUAACAUUGCUUUGGCACAGAAAUUAGAAAAACACGAAUUAACGGAAUUCCGUAGAAUCGCUGCGUAUUUGUAUAAGGGAAACAACCGUUGGAAACAAUCCGUCGAGCUGUGUAAAAAAGACAGGCUUUUUAAGGACGCCAUGGAAUAUGCGGCAGAAUCAAAAAAUCCGGAAGUUGCUGAAGAAUUGUUGGCUUGGUUUUUGGAAAAAGAGUGUUACGAUUGCUUUGCUGCUUGUUUAUUCCAAUGUUACGAUCUUCUACAUCCCGAUGUUAUUUUGGAACUCGCUUGGCGUCAUAACAUUAUGGAUUUUGCCAUGCCCUAUUUAAUUCAAGUUCUCAGAGAAUAUACGAGUAAGGUAGACAAAUUAGAAGAAGCUGAAAGUCAAAGAGUCGAAGAAACAGCACAUCAGGAAAAUAAACCGAUGAUGAUUCCUGAACCACAGUUGAUGUUAACUGCUGGACCCGGAAUGAUGGGAACCGGUUAUGCGCCUGCAUACCCGCAAACGGCUUAUUCUCCGAAUCCAGGAAUGCCUUAUCAAGGCUACGGCAUGUAA